ACAAUCCAAUCGCAGUUCGCAGUCGUACUGUCACACACAGAAAAUCAAAAAAUUGCGUAAAUUGCCCGCUCGUACUCUGAAAUGUGAAUUUUCAUCUCUGAAAAAUGUUCAACAAAGUUUUACAACGGGCCUUACGGUUCCGUAUAAAGAAGAGUUACCCUACGAAUAUUUACGAUCUAAAUAGAGGGUCUACUAUAGCGGUUCGGAGGCCGUAUUCCGACGAAGUACGAAGGGCGCAAGCCCAGAGCGUUGCGGCGCCUGGGCCGACUAUAUUCGACAAGAUCAUUUCAAAGGAGAUCAAAGCUGAUAUAAUUUAUGAAGACGACUUGUGUUUAGCUUUCAAUGAUGUGUCUCCGCAAGCUCCUGUCCAUUUUCUGGUGAUUCCGAAACGUAGGAUCGCGAGAUUGCAGGAUUCCGAAGACAGUGAUAAGGAGAUACUGGGCCACCUGAUGCUGGUGGCCCGAUCCCUAGGGUCCCAAAGGGCACCCUCGGGGUGGAGACUCGUAGUCAACAACGGUCGAGAUGGUGCUCAGUCAGUGUAUCAUCUACACAUUCACGUCUUGGGUGGACGGCAGAUGGGAUGGCCUCCGGGAUAAUGCGAUGUUGAGGUAUUAUACAGGGUGAAUUUUUAUUCACGAACUUCAUUACUCUCCGUACCAGUUGGUUUAUCUGUCUUAGGUCAUAUGAAGUAAGAAAGCUGGCAGUCUACCAGUGCUUAUAAACGUAGACAUUUAUAUAAGAACAAGCACCGAACAAGUGCCGUACGUCGCUGAUAUGUUGCGAAAAUCUUUGGUUCAAAAAUAAAUGUUUGCGUGAGUUGCCUAAGUAGCACAGGUGCUAGCUUUCUUUCUGAUAUACAGCCUUAAAAUAAUUUACUUUUGCUAUAUAUGUUUAUGAAAACUUACUUAGUUUUAUUGUCCAAAUAUGCUGUGUAAAUUUCCAUUGUGAAUAAAAAUUGACCCUGUACGUAAAGAGGUAGUUGUUAUUUAGGUAAUUGCUGCUGAACUGAGACAUCAACUGGAAACAUUUAAAAUGUAAUCACGGUUAAAAUGUUAUUUUGAUAUCCCAACUCUGAUACUGUAGUGGAUCUGUUUUGUUUUAAUUAUUCUGUAUUCUGUCUGAUCCCCUGUUCAUGGGGGAAAAGAACAGAACGGGAACAAUAUUCCGAGUCGUUCAGAACGGACGAAACAAAUAAUAAUAAUGAAGAGUGGAUCCCUUUUGAAGUGAAAAUAAAUAUUUAUCUGAAUUUAAUAAAAUAGUACACUGACAAGAAAUGUUGUCAAAUAUGUUAAGUCAGGUUCCAAAAAAGGCUACGAAUGUUGGCUCUUGGACAUUGUCUUUUCCCCAAACUGUUGUAACAGGAGCAACAAACUCUUAACAAAUCCCAUUUGUUGGCCUAGUGUGUACACAGCUUUA
Amyelois transitella is the source of this 1416-nucleotide messenger RNA. Its product is annotated as adenosine 5'-monophosphoramidase HINT1-like. Gene Ontology annotation, biological process: purine ribonucleotide catabolic process. Gene Ontology annotation, molecular function: hydrolase activity. The record is from RefSeq and is a predicted model, not a curated record. Bases 105 to 596 code for a protein of 163 amino acids. NCBI's taxonomy places the organism in Eukaryota, Metazoa, Arthropoda, Insecta, Lepidoptera, Pyralidae. Gene Ontology annotation, cellular component: nucleus; cytoplasm. The transcript is spliced from 2 exons.